Messenger RNA from Haemonchus placei, 1188 nucleotides. The record is from the annotation of a GenBank genome assembly. NCBI's taxonomy places the organism in Eukaryota, Metazoa, Nematoda, Chromadorea, Rhabditida, Trichostrongylidae.
AUGUCUGCAGGAAACAGUUUCACCAAUAAACUUGCUGAUGAGAAGUCACCGUAUCUUCUGCAGCACCAGCACAACCCAAUUGAGUGGGUAUCCUUGGGGAGCUGAGGCAUUCGAGAAGGCGAAGCGGUUGAAUCGUCCAAUAUUCCUUUCAUUGGUUACUCGACAUGCCAUUGGUGUCAUGUAAUGGAAAAGGAAUCAUUCGAGAAUGAAGAAAUCGCUCGCCAGUUGAACAGCGCUUUCGUGUCUAUAAAGGUUGAUCGAGAAGAGCGCCCUGAUGUGGACAAGCUUUACAUGGCCUUCAUCCAGGCAACUACUGGAUCUGGUGGCUGGCCGAUGACUGUGUUUCUCACUCCUGAGUUGGACCCAAUUACGGGUGGAACCUAUUUUCCACCGCGUGACUCGUCUGGAAGUUUGGGACUGCCUUCCGUUCUCAGAAUUGUCUCCGAAAAUUGGAACAGCGAAAGCGUGCGAAAUGCUAUUGGAGAGCAGGGUCAGAAGAUCACCAGUGCGCUGAGAAAGGGUGCCCUCUAUGCAUCUGGUGAAAGUCCUCCAUUCGACACAGUGACGAAUGGGGCCUUUCAGUAUAAGUUGUCAAGCUUCGAUGAAAUCAAUGGUGGAUUCGGACUUGCCCCUAAGUUUCCGAAGGCAUGUGAUCUAGAGUUUCUUAUCAACCAUUUCUGCUGGACAAAGCAAGAAUCGGAACGAGAAGUUUGUCGUCAUAUGCUAGAAAUCACGCUGGACGGAAUGAACAGAGGCGGAAUCCAUGAUCAUAUUGGAAAGGGUUUUCACCGUUAUUCGGUGGACGAGGAAUGGCAUGUGCCUCAUUUUGAAAAAAUGCUGUAUGAUCAAACACAACUGCUAGGCGUGUACGCAGAUUACUGUAGAGUUUUCGGGAGCAAGUUCCAUUCUACAGUAAAGGAUAUCGCUGGCUACAUGGAAGAAUGCUUAUCACACGAGGAAGGUGGAUUCUUCGCAGCUGAAGACGCGGACUCUCUGCCAUCACUCGAAUCUGCAGAGAAAAGAGAAGGAGCAUUUUGCGUGUGGGAGAUGUCAGAAAUUAAAGAGUUGUUGAAGGAUCUCAAAAUUGGGGACAAGCAAGCUGUAGACAUUCUUUGCCAUUACUACGAUAUUCAUGAGAAGGGAAACGUGAGCCCACACAAGGUGAGAUUAACAUACAGCUGUCUUUGA